AUGCCCUUCCCCUUCAAACAUAGCAAUCGUUCAAAGCAGGCAUUGAACGAACCUGCUAUAGAAAGACCGGCCGUCACUCCUUCAGCCUCGCAUUCAGAACAAUCCUUCUCGUCUGGUUCUGGCGAGGGAAGGUCCACAACAAUUCAACAACAAUCCUCCACCACCACCACCACUACCAUACCAUCUCAAACCUUUGAACAGCCCUACGAACCUCGGAAUUCUGAAGUUGGGUCUCGUGCAUCUGCAUAUUACAAUUCUGGAGGGUCACCUUCCCGGUCUGUUUCAGCUCAGUAUCAACAACAACAACAAACCUAUCCACAAGAGCUUGAAGCUUCCCCCGCUUUCCCAUCUCCAGCUGGUUCAUCCGUCGAUGAUUUAGUUCUUGAUACACAAAGGUUACAGAACCAAGGUCGCAGACAUACAACACAGAUACAAUCGCCCGUGGUAGAGCAUAAGAAAAGGAGUAUUUUUGAUCGCAUGCGAGGUACAAAUCCAAAUCGAUCUUCUGAACAAAAGUAUCCCCCGGUUACCACCCAAGGGACCUAUAGCAACAACACUAGUGGGCUCGCGCGUAGAUUAUCUAGACGACACGAGGGACCUCCCAUUAUACGAACUAGUCAACAAAGAGUUUCGGUAGAGCAACAUCAAAGAGUAGAUUGGCAACCUGCAGCACAAGUUUCGAGAUCAAAUCUGCCAUCGCCUCAAGAAACUCCCGAAGACGACGGAUUGGAUCCAUAUCUCAUCAAGAGUCCUGAGGAAGGCACGCCACAAAGUUCUCAGAGUUCUAUGAGUGUGCGCGGGCAGCGACAACCUCUAAACACAAUUCGAGCUGUACAAAGCAAUUCUGAUUCACCCCUCUAUUCGACAGAGUCACCGAACAACACUCCUGACCAACAAAUUCAGCAAUCACCUAAUCAACCUUAUUAUCAUCAAUCUCCUCAAAGUACUAGUCAAUACGAGUCACCCGAGAGUGUUCCCCAAUACCGUUACGAAUUACCAGAUCUGAUUCAUUCACAGCAACAAUUGAACAGUUUCCCAAGCUCCCCCAAUAGCCAAUACCCUCCGCAAGACUUCACUCCAGACAGUGCCUUAGCACAGCAACACGAAUCUUCUCUGCUGUAUAGAGAAGAGCAACGGCCCGGCUCGGUACAAUCUAAUAAUCAAUCUCCGAUAAGUAUACAGCAAUCUAACAGGGCAGAUUACCCAGAGCGAACAACUUCAAUACAAGGGCCGAUCCCAGGCUUAUCUACGAAUCGUCCUUUGUCGCAACAUCUUUCGAUGGCACCACAGUCCAACACAACACAACAAAAUCGUCGAUCCGCAGACUCGAAACAAUCACUACAAGCUCAAAUGGCACAGUCAGAUGGGAGGGAUCCUCCGGCAUACCGCCAACAGCAACAAGCCCCCAGUAACAAUAAUAGUCAGCCACCAGCAAACAGCCCGCUCCCCCCACAGGGGCAAGGUCCAAAUUACAGAGGAGGCCCUCCGCAGCGAGAACAAUACAAUCCUUCGGGUGGUGGAGAGCAAGGACGAAGCACACCACCGCCGGCACCUGGAGACAGAGAUGUAAAUGAGGCAUACAAAGAGCUACUGCAGAAAUAUAAAAAGGUCAAGGGGCUGUAUUUUGACAAGACCGCAUCAGUGGAGCAAUUACAAGGACAAGUCGAACAGUUACAAAACACCGUGGCAAACCAACGGUUAUCCCAAUCUCGUACAUCGCUUGAUGACGGCGAAUAUACAUCACGCUUCCAAAGGUUAGAUGGUGCUAUUACAAAUCUCGCUUUCAACAUUCGCAAAGAUUGGAGAACGGUGCCAGCAUGGCUUUCACAAUCUGUCAAUCGUGAUGCAAUGUCAAUAGGAAAACAAGAGAUGACAGCUGUUGGAAGAGCUUGUAUCACAAGAUUUCUUGUUGAUGAAAUCUUUAAUCGCACCUUUCACCCAGGCCUGGAGAGUGAGCUCAGCUUGAGCCUGAAGACUAUCGAACAAAAUAUUCGCCGAUUCUCUCCUGCUAUCAAUAAUCAAGAAGAAUCUGACGCUUUAACGGCCAAGGUCGUCCAAUGGAGAUUGGCAACUUUAGAUGGGUUGAAGGACAUGUUGAAUUCCGCCGAAAGCGAACAAUUCAAGAAAGACUUCUCGAAAAUGGUCACCACCAACCUGACGGCCAACUUAAUCAACUAUCUUCAAGAACCCAUACCUGGUGGUAUCGAAGAAGCUGCAACGACCAUCGUGGAAUUGGCAGUGAGCAUUGCAGCGAAUAUCCCCUUGGAAAGCAGAGAUGUAGUGAUCAUGUACCCAAUGCCGAACGAUCUAGUCCAACGCCAAUACAUGAAAAUUGAAGCUGGCAUUCCUGCACUGGAGCACCCGGGCGCGGAAACCAACGGUUUCGAUUCGAGUAGUGUGGGAAGUAAUGAUAAGGAUGAGGGUUCGAAAGAAGAGCAAAAGAGUCAUGCAAAGUUAACGAAGGAGAAGAGUGGAAAGGGUCAGGGCAUGUUACAAGCUAUGAUGGGAGGUGGUGGUAGUGGUGGAACUUCUGGAAAGAAGAUGAGCAUUAGUAGCCAGGGUGGUCAAGAACCAAGUGAGAAAGUCAAGAGCGAAGAUGGAGCUCACAAGGUACGGUUCGCGGGUUUCAUGACCAUUGAUAUUAGGGGAAGACAGGUGUUAUUUUCAGCUCCGGUUUGGACAAUGGGAUAG
Sclerotinia borealis F-4128 is the source of this 2691-nucleotide messenger RNA. The record is from the annotation of a GenBank genome assembly. NCBI's taxonomy places the organism in Eukaryota, Fungi, Ascomycota, Leotiomycetes, Helotiales, Sclerotiniaceae.